This is a messenger RNA of Aureobasidium melanogenum CBS 110374, 486 nucleotides long. RefSeq lists its product as uncharacterized. The record is from RefSeq and is a predicted model, not a curated record. NCBI's taxonomy places the organism in Eukaryota, Fungi, Ascomycota, Dothideomycetes, Dothideales, Saccotheciaceae. The transcript is spliced from 3 exons. Gene Ontology annotation, biological process: ribosomal large subunit assembly. The coding region runs from base 1 to 486 and encodes 161 amino acids. Gene Ontology annotation, cellular component: preribosome, large subunit precursor.
AUGCCUGCAGUAAAGAGACAAGCAAAAGCAGACAAGCCCAAGAGGUUGAGGAAGCGCAGAGCCAGAACAGAAGUCUCGGAUUCUUCAGACUCAUCGUCGUCAGACUCCUCAUCAUCGUCAGAGUCCGACAGCAGUGAUUCGGAGCCUACACCCAAGAAGCAAGUCGUGGCCAAGUCCAAGGUCAAGACAAAGGCCGUUGCAAAGUCACCAUCCCGGUCAUUAUCACCAGAAGAAGAUCAGACCAUCACUACCUCCACAGAUGGACCCCAGGUUGGUGAUGUAGAGGCAGAAGAUGCAUUUACCUCAUUCUACCUCCGCCAGAUGACCACCGAGUUUGCCGAAGACCUCGACAAGAUUCGCUCAGCAGGCGACUUCAACGACAAAUCACUGGGUCUGCUGAUCGGCGCACUCAAGCAGGGCCGCGAAUGCUUCGACCGACACGACAGACUGGCUGUUGGUAAAGCUAUCGUCGCUGCCAAUCAGUGA